AUGUCUCUGUAUGAAACUUGGCCUACCACUGACGGCGCCUUGAUGCAGACUGUGAUAGAGAUUGGGAAUGAACAGAAGAACUUGGACAAGAAGAAGCUUGUCAAUGAGAUCCUCAUGGCCGUCUUCCUGGUUGUUCUGUUCCUUAGGGAAGUCAAUGUCAUUGCUGAUGCCUUUGCAGACCUGGCGUGUAUCUUGACCGUAGUUAGUGAUGUUGCAACGGCGGGCUACACCAUCUAUGCCAUGGCGGACGAUCCAAAGGAAGCUAUCCCCAUCCUCUUUAAGACGCUCCUUUUUGCGGGACAGCAGACUCCGGACGAAUUUGGGACCAUGGCUGCGGCGAGACACAAGAUCACAGAUGAGACCAUUAGUUCCUUGGGUCCAGUUUUCGAACAAGAAAGUACCGUGAUUAAGAAUAUGAUCCAGGAUUGUGUUAAGGGUUGA
Messenger RNA from Aspergillus viridinutans, 441 nucleotides. RefSeq lists its product as uncharacterized. The record is from RefSeq and is a predicted model, not a curated record. The coding region runs from base 1 to 441 and encodes 146 amino acids. NCBI's taxonomy places the organism in Eukaryota, Fungi, Ascomycota, Eurotiomycetes, Eurotiales, Aspergillaceae. The transcript has a single exon.